This is a messenger RNA of Nerophis lumbriciformis (worm pipefish), 3554 nucleotides long. It is a transcript of the gene samd1b, whose product is annotated as sterile alpha motif domain containing 1b. Gene Ontology annotation, molecular function: chromatin binding; histone binding; DNA binding. NCBI's taxonomy places the organism in Eukaryota, Metazoa, Chordata, Actinopteri, Syngnathiformes, Syngnathidae. Gene Ontology annotation, biological process: negative regulation of DNA-templated transcription. The record is from RefSeq and is a predicted model, not a curated record. Gene Ontology annotation, cellular component: nucleus.
CAAAGAACGCGGCUGUGAUGCGCCAAAAAGCGAGACAAUUCCACCUUAAAUAGCGUUGAGCGGGCGCCAUCUUCAGUCCACCUUAAGCGCACGUUGUGGCGAAAAAAGGAACGCCGCGGAGUCCUAAGCGGGCUUCCGUAGCCGGGGAGUCGCACUUGAGGAACAACCCCGCCGAACAUCAUCCGCAUUAUUGGGGGAGAACAUGUCCGGACCGAACAACAAGUACCGGGAGUGGAUACUGGAAACCAUCGACUCGCUCCGCUCCAGGAAAGCGCGCCCGGACCUGGAGAGGAUUUGUCGAAUGGUCCGCCGACGACACGGGUCAGACCCGGACCGAACCAGGGCGGAACUGGAGAAACUGAUCCAGGAUCAGACUGUGUUGAAAGUUAGCUACAAGGGGUCUAUCUCGUACCGGAACGCGGCUAAGGUGCAGCGGAAGAGCCGGAAGAAAGAGGCGGCGGCGGCGGCGGCGGCGGCGGAGCUUGUGAGCAACAACAACGGCGACAGCGCGCUCAGCCUCACCGACCAGGAGGAGGACUCCGGGGAGCCCAGCCCGGACCACCGACCGGUGAAGAAGAGGCGAAUUAAUAAGUCUCACGGGAGUGGUGGUGCGGCGGCGGCGGCGGCGGCGGCGGCGGCGGCGGAAGAAGAUGAAUCAGGACCGCCAGAAGUCCGCCCGGACACGCGGGACAGUGAACCGUCCGAGCAAAGUUCCACCGCAUGCGCCGGCGAACACCAACAAAACGCGCCGCUUCGCCCCAAACUUGGACUCGGGAGACCCGCAUCCAACUUGGACCUGUCCGAGCGGAGCCUCCGCCUCGGCCCCGACGUCGCCAUCCCCGCCAAGCCGCUCGUACUGCGAGAGCUCUGGGGCUAUCUCAGCGGCCAGGAGCGCCUCUCGGAGGAGAAAGUCAAAGUGGUGAUGGAGAAAGAGGUGGCGGUGAGAGGCCGGCUGCGCAGGACCCGCUGCGGGAACGCCACUCUCCCCCCGCGGGGGGCGAGGACGGCGGAGGGGUCCGGCGGGAGACUCGCAAAGGACAAAAAGGCUCUACAGGAGAGCGAACGGAUGGAGGCAGCCGGUGAAAUAGGUGUGCAAGAGAACGAAGAGGAGGAUCCCAUUGAGGAGGGACGAACAUCCCUGGUAGCCAUGACAACCACAGCAGGUGUCAAGGAGAAAGCCACAGAAGAUGGUGAAAUCCAAAGAUCCUUGGAGGAGGAGAGUUCUGGUCAGCAUGAACAUAGUGACAAAGAGGGCCUGUCAGGUGUGGACCCCAUCGCUAUGACUGAGUGUUCGCCUCCUUUGGGUGCUUCCCCAUCACGAUGCAACAGUAAACAUGCGGACCAGACACCUGCCACACCUGAUCAGAUCGAUUCGCUCGAAGACGCCCAGUCGGGCUUUAACGGUGUUGAGCGUAAGACAGAAGUGGGCGUGUCCUCCUGCCUGCUCACACCCACCGCCUCCCCCAGAGACAACGGCCUGUCUGAAGAGCCCGGGAUGAAUUGUGGCGUUACCAAUGGAGGGUUUAUUAAGAUAGAAGUGGUCAGCGGGAGCCCAGUGAACUGGACCGUGUCUGAUGUGGUCUCCUAUUUUACGAGCGCCGGUUUCCCCGAGCAGGCCGCUGCCUUUGGGACACAGGAAAUCGAUGGGAAGUCCCUUCUCCUAAUGCAGCGUAAUGACGUUUUGAUUGGCCUGUCAAUCAAACUGGGCCCCGCCCUCAAGAUCUACGAGCACCAUGUGAAGGUUUUGCAAAAAACUCACUUUGAGGAUGACGACUGUACAUGAAUACGCGCGAUAGUCAAAUAUUUAAACAGACGCACACAUGCAUAAACAUCCAGGGCCUUCUCUGCUCAAUGAGUGGCAAUACACAUAAAAAUGAUUUCUCACCAAUGUGAGAAGUAUUCAACAUGUUUGGUUUUUUUCGGCCGUUUCUCGGUCAAAGUGUGCGCAGUUUUGCUCAUGGGCAUUCACAGAUGCUGACUUUGAUGUUAAAAAAGUGAGAACUUGCAGACGACCUUCAAGCUAUUUGGCAUAUCCGUGCACGACGCCGAGUAGAUUUUUGGAUGCUGUGAAAGGCGCACGUCUCGCUGAGAGUCUCUGCGAGGGGGGAUGUUUAAUGGAGCAUGUCGGAUUGAGAGGCAGCAAAUUAGAAAUUAAUCAGAUUGACACGUCAUUAGGCUCAGUCUAAUGCGAUACAGUACCGGAGCUGGUACUUUAUUACAAGGUCUGCAUUUACAAAGAUAGGUGUGAUUGACACAGUCAGGCAGUGUGUUGAUGUAGUUUGCAGUGGUGGACACCUCCACUGCAGGAUACUGAAAUGUAUCAACUAUUAAUUCGCUAUCUUAGACCACAGGUGUCAAACUCAAGGCCUUAUGUGGCCCGCCUUGUCAUUUAAUGUGGCCCUCCAUGUCAUUUAUGUGGUCUGAUGUAUCAUUUUAUGGGCCGCGACAUUAUUUCAAGUGGAAUGCCACGUCAUAGCUCGGUUGGUAGAGUGGCCGUGCCAUCAACCUGAGGGUUGCAGGUUCGAUCCCCGCUUCCACCAUCCUAGUCACUGCCGUUGUGUCCUUGGGCAAGACACUUUACCCACCUGCUCCCAGUGCCACCCACACUGGUUUAAAUGUAACUUAGAUAUUGGGUUUCACAAUGUAAAGCGCUUUUGAGUCACUUGAGAAAAGCGCUAUAUAAAUGUAAUUCACUUCACUUCACUUCACUUCCGCCAUCCUAGUCACUGCCGUUGUGUCUUUGGGCAAGACGCUUUACCCACCUGCUCCCAGUGCCACCCACACUGGUUUAAAUGUAACUUAGAUAUUGGGUUUUCACUAUGUAAAGCGCUUUGAGUCACUAGAGAAAAGCGCUAUAUAAAUAUAAUUCACUUCACUUCACAUUUAAAAAGUUAAAGUUAAAGUACCAAUGAUUGUCACACACACACACUAGGUGUGGCGAAAUUAUUCUCUGCAUUUGACCCAUCACCCUUGAUCACCCCCUGGGAGGUGAGGGGAGCAGUGGGCAGCAGCGGUGGCUGCGCCCGGGAAUCAUUUUUGGUGAUUUAACCCCCAAUUCCAACCCUUGAUGCUGAGUGCCAAGCAGGGAGGUAAUGGGUCCCAUUUUUAUAGUCUUUGGUAUGACUCGGCCGGGAUUUGAACUCCCAACCUACCGAUCUCAGGACGGACACUCUAACCACUAGGCCACUGAGUCAGCCGCAUUUUUUUAUGUGGCCUCCCACAACAUUUAUGUGGUCUGCCACAUUGUUUCUUAGUUUAAGUGGCCUAACAAAUUAUUUUAUGUAUCGUUUAUAUCAGGGGUCCCCAAAUUACGGCCCGCCAGCGUCUGAAAUCUGGCCCGCGGGAAGUCCCAGGUUAAAAAAAAAAUUAUAAUUUAUUUUUUUUAUUAUCCUUUUUUUAAAUCUGUCCUUUCUCACCCAUUUUCUACCGAUUGUUACUCUCCGUGUCUCCGAGGCGCUCGGGCAAAUCAUGAAAAUGCAUUUUCCCAUCGAUAACGUGAUAUCAUCGCGCUCAGAAUAUACAGUCGUGGUCAAAAGUUGACAUACACUUGUAAA